Messenger RNA from Physella acuta, 720 nucleotides. RefSeq lists its product as uncharacterized. NCBI's taxonomy places the organism in Eukaryota, Metazoa, Mollusca, Gastropoda, Physidae. Gene Ontology annotation, molecular function: protein dimerization activity. The record is from RefSeq and is a predicted model, not a curated record.
AUGAGUAGCUGGAGAAAUGAAUUUGAAUCAGAAUUUGAGCAGAUUGAGAACGAAGCCACUGAGCUCGCUGAGAAAUGUGAUAUCCGUACGGAGUAUAAGCAACACAGGCUAUACAAACGGAAAAUAUUCCAUGACGAACGAGCAGAGGAUACUCAGAUAUCUGACUCUAGGAAAAAAUUCAUUGUUCAAACUUAUUUAGUGUCACUUGACUCUGUCAUAACUAGUACAAACACAAGGUUUCAAAAUUUUAAAGAUGUGUCUUCCAAGUUUUGUUGCUUAGACCCAAAACAUUUAGCAUUAGAUGACAGUUUAAUACAGUUGGAGCAAUUAGCAGUGACGUACUCGGAUGUUGUUGACAGUGUUUUUAGUGUAAGCAGUGUAAACAAGGGAGUUUCAACUGAAAAAGAACCUCUAGAAAUAGCGGUGACAGUAAACAGCAUUCUGAAAUUCAUGAUAGCUAAUGACUUGUGUUCCAUGUAUCCAAACCUGGCCACUUUGUAUCGUAUAUUUCUGACUUUACCAAUAAGCAGUGCCGGAGUAGAAAGAUCCUUCAGCCGUCUUAAACUCCUGAAAACAUACAUCCGUUCUACUAUGAACGAAGACAGGUUGUCCAGCUUAGCCCUGAUUACAAUUGAACGACAAUUAGCUUCUGAUGUUGAUUUAAAAGACGUAAUUGAUCAUUUUGCUAAAAUGAAACCUCGACGAAAAAGGAUGUUGUAG